Molecule: messenger RNA, 767 nt
Organism: Rhododendron vialii
Lineage: Eukaryota; Viridiplantae; Streptophyta; Magnoliopsida; Ericales; Ericaceae
Exons: 4
Coding region: 27-518 (163 amino acids)
Source: RefSeq, a predicted model, not a curated record
UCUCUCUGUCUCUCUCUCAGGCCAGAAUGCAUACUGUUAGCGAUUGCCGCACCACCACCGGAGAUAUUAGGGUUGCAAACACAACCAAACGCAUGGCCUCUCUCUCUCUCGAUCAAUUUGUAAAGCUGGACGAAUCUGGAAAAAGCGAAAAGGAAUGCCUCGCUGGAUUCCCUGAUGAGACUCGCGAUGAAGCUGAAGAAAAGAAAGAAGAUGUCAUGCUGAAGGCUCCUGAGAUUUUUUCCAAGAGUAUAAUGUUUCUUGCUCCCGUUGUCACCCCAUCACCUGUUGUUGACAAUUUCCGUCCGCCGCGCCUAUUCAUGGAGUCAGAGUUCGCCCGUUGCCAGAGGAUGAAGAAAGAACAUGAUCCCGCAGCAGUUUUUAUGAGCAGAAUGGGAGGCACAGAUUUACGGUCAUGCAUCGAUCCACCUUUUGAUUUCUCACCAUCAGUGGUGCCUAUGGCCGUAUUCUCUUAUGCAACAAAGGGGCGUGAUGAGGAUGAGUUGAAGGAUAAACGCUAGUAGGCUAGCUUUGCUUUGGUUUCGCAGAAGAAAAGAGGUGGCUUAAGAUUGUAAUUAUUAUGUUUUGGAUCUUGACGUACUAAUAUGUCGUGCAUGCUCCUCGGUUUUAUUUGGCUCGCACACUUGUGUUGGCACUGCUGUUUGAUUACAAUGCUUGUCUCUAUCCUAAGAUUGAUCGAGUUUUGAGCUUUGGCGCUAUUUCUAACGUGGGAAGAGCGUGAAAUAGUAUGCAGGCAAUUCUUCGUGGCG